Sinocyclocheilus grahami is the source of this 3061-nucleotide messenger RNA. RefSeq names its product LIM domain-binding protein 3-like. Gene Ontology annotation, cellular component: filamentous actin; Z disc; stress fiber. NCBI's taxonomy places the organism in Eukaryota, Metazoa, Chordata, Actinopteri, Cypriniformes, Cyprinidae. Bases 1 to 2196 code for a protein of 731 amino acids. The transcript is spliced from 17 exons. Gene Ontology annotation, biological process: muscle structure development; actin cytoskeleton organization; heart development. The record is from RefSeq and is a predicted model, not a curated record. Gene Ontology annotation, molecular function: actin binding; muscle alpha-actinin binding.
AUGGCAGUGGGAGGAUUCCUGGGAAGCGAACACGUCCAGCUGGGCUUCCCUGAAUCGACUCCAAAUCAGCCAGAACAUCCUGGGGAUGGAGUCUCCAUUCUCCUGGAAGGGGGGGCGCCCUUGGUGACGGGCAGACAAAGAACCAGAUCUCGGUGGUUUGGCAACCGGAGUGUCCCGCCAAGGCAAGAUGUGCUUAAUGGCCUCUAUCUGCUUCUGGACUGCAGAGAACUGCUGGGCAAAGUCCUCGACAGUGUCACCAAAGAGACCAUUACACCAGGGAGCAAGUCAGCCUCCAGCAACCUGAUUCAGGGUGACAUCAUCGUGGCAAUUGAUGGGGUCAGCACAGAGGGGAUGACACACCUGGAGGCCCAAAACAAGAUCAAGUCUGCCAACUUCAAUCUGGCUCUCACCAUGCAAAGUUUGUUUGGUUUGUGGCAGAUUACACCAGGGAGCAAGUCAGCCUCCAGCAACCUGAUUCAGGGUGACAUCAUCGUGGCAAUUGAUGGGGUCAGCACAGAGGGGAUGACACACCUGGAGGCCCAAAACAAGAUCAAGUCUGCCAACUUCAAUCUGGCUCUCACCAUGCAAAGGUCAAAGCGACCCACUCCAGUUCCCAUGACAACACCAAGGAUUGACUCCCCUAUGCCUGUGAUCCCCCAUCAGAAGGUUAUUACCAACAGUCCUGCCAAUAAUGAAUACCUGCCCAGCUUCAACCCAAUAGCUCUGAAGGACACUGCACUCUCCACCAACAAACCCAUUGAAGUUAAGGGGCCUGGAGGCAAGGCCACCAUCAUCCAUGCGCAGUACAACACCCCCAUCAGCAUGUACUCCCAGGAUGCUAUUAUGGAUGCCAUUGCUGGCCAGUCCCAGGCCAGGGGUAGCGAGCUGUCUGGCAAUGAAACUGACUCUCCGCUAUCUAAUCUGCCAGUUAAAGACCGUGUUAUAGACAGUGCUUCCCCAGUGUAUCAGGCCGUCAUCCCCAGUGAAACUGAUAAACUAGAGCCGGCUGAUUGGGCCAAAAGAGCCGCCCAGCUGCAGUCCAAGUCCUUCCGUGUCCUCGCCCACAUUACUGGAACUGAAUACAUGCAAGACCCUGAUGAGGAAGCUCUAAGAAGAUCAAGCUUCAACUUGCAGACCUCUAUGGGUUACACUUCCCAGUACAAAACCUCCAUCUCCAGUUCUUACACCCAGCCUCCACCUAUGCAGCAGCCGCCACCACCCAUGCAGCACAGCUCCAUCCAGAUCCCUCUAGGUCCACCUCCAUCUAAAGUGGUCAGCACUGCCACCAUUGUGCCCGCAGCCUACCUAACUGCCCCAGCUCCUCCAAUGGUUCACAAACCUGCUCCUCCUCCACCUGCUCCUGCCGCAGCUCCAGCGUCUUCUUCCAACAGGCCUCCUUGGGUUACUGAUGAGAACUUUGCCGAGAAAUUUGACCCUAGCAAACCCACCACCACCAAAAAUAUCAGAGUGAACCCUCUUCCCCAGGCGGCCCCACCACCACCAGCCUACAUCCCCAACCACGUCCCUGCUGCCGCUCCUGCUGCACCCAGCCCUGCAUUCAACCCCGCCCCUCCUCCAUUCAACCCUGCCCCCUUCCCACCUGUGGCUCGUGGAGUUGCUCAAAGGGCAGAGCGUUUUGCAGCCAGCAACAGAACACCUCUGUGUGGAGCCUGCAAUAGCAUCAUCAGGGGACCAUUCCUGGUGGCAUUGGGUCGUUCCUGGCAUCCAGAGGAGUUCAAUUGCCAUUAUUGCCACACGUCCCUGGCUGAUGUCAGCUUUGUGGAGGAGCAGAAUAAUGUUUACUGUGAAAACUGCUAUGGCGAGUUCUUUGCACCUACCUGUGCUCGCUGCAACACCAAGAUCAUGGGAGAAGUGAUGCAUGCACUGCGGCAGACCUGGCACACCACUUGCUUUGUGUGUGCAGCUUGUGGAAAGCCCUUUGGAAACAGCCUCUUUCAUAUGGAGGAUGGUGAGCCAUAUUGUGAGAAAGAUUAUAUUGCACUCUUCAGCACAAAGUGCCAUGGCUGUGACUUCCCAGUUGAGGCAGGAGACAAAUUUAUUGAAGCUCUUGGUCACACAUGGCAUGAUACCUGCUUUGUUUGUGCGGUGUGCAAUGUGAACCUGGAAGGACAGGCUUUCUACUCCAAGAAGGACAAGCCCUUAUGCAAGAAGCAUGCACAUGCCAUCAAUGUGUAGAUGCUUCAACAUUGCAUCAUAAGCUGUCAGUGAAGGAAUUAAAUGCAAUUAAUGUAACAUUUGCAUGUGUGGUUUUACGCCAAUCCAUCAGUGCCAAUCCAAAUGACACAAAAACUAAUGUAAAAGAUAUACAGUAUAUCGUUUAUUAAACAGCAUAUUAGUAAGCAAAUGACUGAAUGAUACAUAAACUAGGCUUUUUGACCUUUUUAAUCCAAAUCCAAUGUGCACAUAUAAUUUAAGGUAAUUUUUUGUCUUUAUUAUAACCCUAAUACAUUUACAUACAUGCACUUGUUUGUCUGAUAUACAUUAAUUUAAGAGAUAUAACAUUUUCACAUUUUUGGGGGUUUGGUGAAUUUAUGCAACAUACAAUUUUUGUGAUAUUAGUGACUACAACCUUAAUUUUAAAGAUAUUAAUAUUCUACAUGAAUGUUGAAGAUUGCCUGCAGAUGUAGUUGCUCUUGACAUAGUCUGUCAUGUCUUGAAUCAUUCAUAAACCAGAAACAGCCUGAAAAUGUCUAUGCAUGUUAUUAUGCCUUAAACUCUAAAGUAAAUUGAAAUGUGUUUUUAUUCCAUUACUAUUUGUUUUCCUGAACAGUAAUGAGGCCUAUAGAUCCCUGACUUGAAUAUCAGUCACAAAAGGUUGUUAAAUAGAUUGAGACUGGAUGUUGUUGUGCAGUCUUUUCAAUACUGAAUGAGUGUUUUAUGUGUUACUAAUCUUGUUUAUUUGUGCUUUUAGUGUGUGUGAAAGCAAGUGAGCUAACUCAUGCGUAUGUGAUGUCAACAUUAGCAUUAUGUGUCAUUCUGUUUUUAUCGACUUAUUUUAAGAAUAUAAGCAGGGCAUCUGAAAAGGUAACAGAAUUUAUUU